Molecule: messenger RNA, 1012 nt
Organism: Cavia porcellus (domestic guinea pig)
Lineage: Eukaryota; Metazoa; Chordata; Mammalia; Rodentia; Caviidae
Gene: Apod
Product: apolipoprotein D
Exons: 5
Coding region: 215-784 (189 amino acids)
Biological process (GO): response to reactive oxygen species; tissue regeneration; lipid transport
Cellular component (GO): cytoplasm
Molecular function (GO): cholesterol binding
Source: RefSeq, a predicted model, not a curated record
CUUUGUGUUUCAUACAGAGCCCAGCUUUUAGCCCAGCCUUCUGAACCGCAGGGGGUGUGGCAUGCAUGACUACCAAACACAACGACCUGAUGACAGCUUACAAAAUAACUGGGAGAAGCUACUCACAGGCAUCUCAAUUUGAGUGACCCUGCAUGUGGAGGCUGCCUUCCUCUUGAUUUUGAAAAGGCUCCUGCUGCAGCUGCCCAGCCUCAGGAUGGGGAUGAUGCUGUUGCUACUUUCCAUGCUGGCAGGCCUUGUUGCAGAGGCUGAGGGACAAGCAUUCCAUUUUGGGAAGUGUCCGAACCCCCCGGUGCAGGAAAACUUUGACUUGAACAAGUAUCUUGGAAGAUGGUAUGAAAUUGAGAAGAUCCCCGUGAGCUUUGAGAAAGGAAACUGUAUCCAGGCCAACUACUCGCUAAAGGAAAAUGGAAGAGUCAAAGUGCUCAACCAGGAAUUGAGACCCGAUGGAACCGUGAAUCAAAUUGAAGGUGAAGCCACCCACAGCAACAUCACAGAGCCCGCCAAACUAGGAGUUAAGUUUUUCCAGCUGAUGCCAUCAGCACCAUACUGGGUCCUGGCCACCGACUAUGACAACUAUGCCCUCGUCUACUCCUGUACCAACAUCAUCUGGCUUUUCCAUGUCGAUCACAUUUGGAUCUUGGGAAGAAACCGUUACCUGCCCCAAGAAACAGUGACCUACCUAAAAGAUAUCCUGACUUCCAACAACAUCGACAUCGAGAAAAUGACCCUCACGGAUCAGGCAAACUGCCCCGACUUCCUGUAAGGGGGCUCCGGAGCAUGGCUGCCACCGCCCCAUCACUUCCUCCGCUUUGCUUAUCCCCUCCACCCGCACCUCACAAAGACACAGAACGACCCAUGGCGACAGCUGCAAACACAGGCAGGGAAGUUCACGGAAGCCACUGGAGGAGAACUCCAGGAAGCUGCCGGGACGCUUAUCUCUGCCCACCCUGCCACCUCGCCAUCAAUAAUAAACAUGUUGCUGACCCUCUGA